Molecule: messenger RNA, 1542 nt
Organism: Plasmodium coatneyi
Lineage: Eukaryota; Apicomplexa; Aconoidasida; Haemosporida; Plasmodiidae
Product: Pvstp1
Exons: 3
Coding region: 1-1542 (513 amino acids)
Source: RefSeq, a predicted model, not a curated record
AUGAACAAUACAUUAUGCAAAAAGUUGGAGUAUAAUAUCUCAAUUAUUAUAAGAAAUAGAGGUGCAGAUAUAACGGAAAUUGAAGGAAGGUUUGGGGAAUAUUCAGAAAUCAAUGGGGAACCUUCAGUGGAAGCGGGGGAUUUGGCUGAAUCGGGUGCUGGUGGUGCUGUACCUGGUGUACCAGUUGCUAGCCCAGGUGUUAAUUCAAGCGAUCCCCAAGAUGCUCAUAUAACAAUUAGUCAGAAUCAAAGUGGUCAAACUCCGUCCACCCUUGAUAAUGGUUCUUCGCAAGAUACAGAUCCUCCCUCGGAGUUACCGAAUUCAGAUUCAAGUGGUGCAAAUAGUAUCUCCGCCAGUCCACUACCCAUUUUAUCUACUGCGCCGGGAGUAACAGCAACAUUAUAUUCACCACCAGCACCUAAUCAAAAUGGGACAGAAGUUGUUAAAGGAAUACAGCACAAAAAUUCAUCACCAUCAGGUGGAAUUAUAAUCCAGGGAGGAUGGAAUAUAUGGAAUGUGAGGGAUGGCGUUCUUACCCCAUACCUUCCUUUCAUCCCUGUGCUGAUUGGCAGCGUUACCAUUGGUUACCUCCUUACCAAGUAUUUCGGAUUGUUCGGGCGACAGAAACGGCGUUACAAACGUAUGACACAAAUACCCCGUCCUCCUUUAGAGGAACACAGGGACGGAACGGAUGUAACGAUAUCCUACGAACCUUAUGAAUAUAUCCUAAUGAGAGAAGGGAAAGGCCACCACCUUACACAUACUACAGAAAUACAGCAAAAAGAACAUGUCAAUCGCAAGACUAUUAUUGAUAUACACCUAGAAUCAGUAAGCGAAUGCCAAAACCAAAACCAUGAGUCCGAAUUAAUGAACAAAGUCGAUUUUCUUCAAAUCAUCGUGGAAGAAUUGAUGAGAUUUAAGUUUAUGAAAGAACAGAGUUCAGGUAAUAAUAUAUCAGAUGAUUCUUUACGAAUCAAUGUUUUAUCCAACACUGAUUCUGUAGGAACGGGAACAGAACAAUUAGGAAUGAAACAAAAUUUUUCCUUAGAGAAUUUUUCUUUUUUAGAGAACGAAUGCAGCAUCCGAUAUUGGGUUAAUUGGAUCCAGCAAAAUAUGAAUGUGUUAGUGGAAAUAAAAACACAACCUUGGUUUUAUGACCUAAGGGUAAGUUGGAAUGAAUACCAAAGGGAUUCUCAACAAAGUCUAUUGAAUGACGACGUUUCAUCCAUGGAAAGUCAUAAAAAGGAAUUGUGGAAAGAGUGGGUAAGGAAACAACGUUCCCUUAUGGAAUGGAACAGUCAAAAAGAUUGGUUCAAACAUUUAUUCGACAGCAUAGAAGAGGUGGAUCCCGAAAUGUUAGAUCAGCAACAAUUGUGUAAAGAUUCGUAUAAGCCGAACAAUCGUUUAACAGUUAAGUUGUGGAUGUUAAUCUUGGCAUUAGUAUUUGAGGAGUGUGAAAGGGAAGAAAAUGUGUGUGAUAAGGAGUUUUAUUUAAAUCAUUUAUUACAAAAUGUCUGUGGAAAUAUGACGGUGUUUUUAUAA